GCCACUUGUCAUCUUUAGGCGUCAUGUAGGCGUCGAAGAAGCCAUUGGCCUUAGUGAUAGGCAUGUUACCGACAAAAAUGCCCUUUGCCUCCCACACCAAUUUUUGACGAUAUCCCUUGGACUCCGGUUUCUCCAGCGACAAGGACCACUGCAGGCUCCGUCCUGAUACAACGCUGGUGCAGAACAGUGUUGCGAAGAAUGACCAUAUUGGCGGCGUCAGUGAUAUGGGUGGCCAACUGUUGUUCUGGGACCGCUCUGGAUGUGUGGUGACGAAACUCAUUAAAAGGCACCAGAAGUGUUUCACUUUCUAGCAGAGCGGAUUCAACCCCAUCGCGGCAUUGACUGCUAGCCAACAGCUUCAUGUUGCCUCCUGCUCACUGGAUACAUUCAUCCUGGACUCGAGGCUCCCGAGGAUGCUUUUAGAUGACAACAUUGCAUUGCCCACCAAAAACAAAAGUCAUUCAUUCGCGCUCAUUCGCUCCAUUUCCUUUAUGGUUGACGAGGAUUGUUCGGACUUCGAUUCGACGUUCCUCCCUCGCCUGUGUUCUAAAAUUCUCGAAAUUAUCAUGAAGUUCUGCGUUUUUGGAUGGAAUGUUUCAAUAAGUCAUCCAUCAUCCAGUUUUGUUCUCCCUUGCCUUAAACGACACGUCGGUGCAUCAUGACCCUCAUCCUCGAUACCUUUUCCCUGGACCUUUCCGAGUCCAUCCACAAAGGCAGUGAGCAUUGUAUCCAACUCGUGAGUGCGAUCCUAGUUUGAUACGAUUGUAACUUUGUGUACGAGGGGGACUGCUGGGAAAGCAUUCACACUGUGUCGUCUGAAGAAUUUCAACGCCUGCACCUCUAUUGGACUGGUGGGGCUCCAUGCGUGUAAAUAUAACUUUGCGACCCUGCACACCGGAUGCUCGGUCCUGGUGGGCUAAGUACAUCCAUUCAGCGGACGUACGAAGGGCGACCUGAGGAGUUGUCUGUUCUCCAGCUUCCCAUUGACCUCUUUGUCAUGGGUGUCAAGGGCUAUUUCGCCGACGCUGUCCGCUACCGUCAUGCCUAUGGCCUUGCCGCUUCUGCUGCUACAGGCUCCGUUUUCUAUGGUUGGGACGUCGGUCUCAUUGGCGGAAUACUCACCAUGCCCUCCUUUAAAUCAUAUUUCGGUAUAGACAAAAUGACUGCCUCUGAACAGGCAAAUCUCAACGGCAACAUCGUUGCUGUCCUUCAAGGCGGUUGUUUUUUCGGAGCACUGUUCACAGGUUAUCUAUCGGGCAGGUUUGGUCGUAAACCUACCUUGUUGUCUUCAGGUGUCGUCUACCUCAUCGGUAGUUUGAUCCAAUCUGUUGUUGGUCUCGGGACAAGCGCUACAGUUGCCUUGCGCCUGUUGUACCUCAGUCGCUGGCUUGGUGGUGUCGGCGUGGGUAUGGUCUCUGCUCUUGUGCCGUCUUACGUGGCGGAAUGUGUACCUGGCGAAAUUCGAGGUCGUUGCACUGGAACUGUCCAGCUUGCUAACAACAUUGGCAUUAUGUUGAGCUUUUGGGUCAACUACUCCGCGGAAAAGAACCUUCCUCAUGGGAAUAUGCAAUGGCGCCUUCCCUUCAUCAUUCAGAUGGUCCCUGGUAUCUUCUUCGUGGUGUUUAUGAGCUCUCUACCCGAGUCUCCUCGAUACCUCGUUGAAAACGGAAAAUACGAACGCGCUGCACGUUCACUCGCAUUUGCUUCCGGGCGAUCUCCCGAUGACGAGAAUGUCCGCAUCACGAUAGAGGAGAUCAAGGCUGAUUUCGAGGGCAAGGAAAAGACGCCGCUCUUGAAGCAGCUUGCCAUGAUGCGGGAAUCACGUACGACCGCUCUCCGAUGCUUCAUCCCCUCGUUCAUCAUGUUCUGGCACCAAGCUACUGGCACUAAUGGGAUCAACUACUUCUCGCCCACCAUAUUCGCCAGCUUAGGCGUGUCGGGUACCACAUCCGGCUUGCUGGCCACAGGCGUCUAUGGUGUCGUCAAGACCAUCUCAGUCGCUCUCGCCCUGGCUUUUGCUGUCGAAAGUCUCGGACGUAAGAAGUGUCUCAUUAUUGGUGGCCUUGGCCAGGCGACCAUGAUGUUCUGGAUUGGCGGGUUCUCUGCUAUCCACCCCCAACGCACAGUCGUUCCCGCUUCCUACGUCUCCAUUGCCGCCGUAUACCUGUAUGCCAUCUUCUUCUCCCUCGGUUGGGAACCCUUGCCAUGGGUCGUCGCUGCGGAAGUCGCUCCUAACCAUGUCCGUAACGCAGCGUACGCCGUUGCUAUUGCCGUCAGCUGGCUCUUCACCUUCACCGUUUCCAAACUAACGCCUAUCAUGCUCGAGAGAAUCACCUACGGUACCUUCCUCGUAUUCGGUUGCGACUGUAUCCUUAUGUCUGCUUGGGUGUACCUUUUUCUUCCUGAAACAAGGGGGUAUGCCCUCGAAGAUAUCAAGUAUCUCUUCGAGCGCGACGUUGUGGUCCGUUCGUUGCAGGAUGCACCGGGUGGUCGUUUAUUCUUGGGUGGCAAGCGUGCUAUUCCGGUCGAGGAACUCAAGGCUGCGGAGAUGGACAUAGGAUCUCAUGACGACAUCAAAGACGUCAAAGUUGAUGACGGAGGCUUCAAGCUGGAUGCAUAGACCAGACGUUUUCUGUACUGUAGCGCUAUCGUGAGUUCAUUUUGUAUCUGUAUCUGUAGCAGUACCUUCCGAGAUCCGACCAACUGAUGAUCCAAAGUCCUGACUCAUUUGAAACCGUCGACUGUCCACGCCCAUACCGAAGGGAUUCAUACUCAGUACAAAAGGCUAUUGCAUUUCGAUGGCCCACAGUCGUUACCAAUCGUACCUAGGCGAUCAUAGAAGCCUAAUCUCGACGAUGAGAUCGCACCGACAGCCUCAUACUCCCCACUGACAUACCACGGUCCCUAGGUCUUAGAAUUCGUAUUGCGGCGAUAAUAUACAGGUGAUACCGAGACGACACUGCUAUGAAUACAAAUAUUGUAUUCCUUUGCACACUUCAAUCCGUUUGGGUAUGACAAGUGUACCAUCAAACAGGCU
This is a messenger RNA of Somion occarium, 3037 nucleotides long. The record is from the annotation of a GenBank genome assembly. NCBI's taxonomy places the organism in Eukaryota, Fungi, Basidiomycota, Agaricomycetes, Polyporales, Cerrenaceae.